Messenger RNA from Olea europaea var. sylvestris, 1629 nucleotides. RefSeq names its product ATP-citrate synthase alpha chain protein 1-like. Gene Ontology annotation, molecular function: succinate-CoA ligase (ADP-forming) activity. Gene Ontology annotation, biological process: tricarboxylic acid cycle; succinyl-CoA metabolic process. The coding region runs from base 172 to 1443 and encodes 423 amino acids. The transcript is spliced from 14 exons. The record is from RefSeq and is a predicted model, not a curated record. Gene Ontology annotation, cellular component: succinate-CoA ligase complex. Lineage: Eukaryota; Viridiplantae; Streptophyta; Magnoliopsida; Lamiales; Oleaceae.
UUUAUUUAUUUAUCCUAACAAACAACCGCUAGCUGAAAUUUCUUACUAUAAAUAGCAGAAUUCCAAUCAUUCAAUUUGUGCUUUGUUACUCUCUGUAUUCGUUCAACAAAUUCUUGUAUCCUCAUUUGGGCCUUCUUUUGACGGGAUUUCGAAGUACUUUUGACAGUUAAAAUGGCAAGGAAGAAGAUCAGAGAGUAUGAUUCCAAGAGACUGUUGAAAGAGCAUUUCAAGAGGCUUUCUGGUUCUGAAUUGGCUGUCAAAUCUGCCCAAGUUACCGAGUCAACUGAUUUCAAUGAGCUGGUCGACAAAGAACCUUGGCUCUCAUCUACAAAAUUGGUUGUCAAACCUGAUAUGCUAUUUGGAAAGCGUGGAAAAAGCGGUCUAGUUGCCUUGAACCUGGAUCUGGCUGAAGUUGCAGCUUUUGUGAAGGAACGGCUCGGCAAAGAGGUAGAGAUGGGGGGAUGCAAAGGACCGAUUACGACCUUCAUUGUUGAACCAUUUGUUCCUCACAACGAAGAGUUCUACCUCAAUAUAGUCUCUGAGAGGCUGGGUUGUAGCAUCAGCUUUUCAGAAUGUGGAGGCAUUGAAAUCGAAGAGAACUGGGACAAGGUGAAGACAAUCUUUGUGCCAACUGGCGUAUCUUUUACACCAGAGCUAUGUGCUCCACUUGUGGCAACCCUUCCCUUGGAGAUUAAAGGUGUCAUUGAGGAGUUCAUCAAAGUGAUCUAUGCUUUGUUUUUAGAUUUGGAUUUCACUUUUCUUGAGAUGAAUCCUUUCACCUUAGUUGACGGAAAGCCAUAUCCUUUGGAUAUGAGAGGCGAACUCGAUGAUACUGCUGCAUUUAAGAACUUUAAAAAAUGGGGAAAUAUUGAAUUUCCUAUGCCAUUUGGAAGAGUCUUGAGUGCUACAGAAAGAUUUAUUCAUGGACUAGACGAAAAGACUAGUGCAUCUUUGAAAUUUACAGUUUUGAACCCGAAAGGCCGAAUUUGGACAAUGGUGGCUGGAGGAGGCGCAAGUGUCAUCUAUGCAGAUACUGUUGGAGAUCUUGGUUAUGCCUCCGAGUUGGGGAACUAUGCAGAAUAUAGUGGUGCUCCCAAUGAAGAGGAGGUCUUGCAGUAUGCCAGAGUUGUUAUCGACUGUGCAACUGCAGAUCCUGAUGGUCGUAAACGAGCACUUGUAAUUGGUGGUGGAAUAGCCAAUUUUACUGAUGUUGCUUCUACAUUUAGUGGCAUAAUUCGAGCUUUGAAGGAGAAGGAAUCGAAGCUGAAGGCUGCAAGAAUGCAUUUAUACGUCCGAAGAGGAGGUCCUAAUUACCAAAAGGGACUUGCGAAAAUGAGAUCUCUUGCAGAAGAAAUCGGCCUUCCUAUUGAGGUGUAUGGACCUGAAGCAACCAUGACUGGCAUAUGCAAACAGGCAAUUGAGUGCAUUACUGCUGCUGCAUAAAGCUACCGUCUCCGGUUACAAACUCUUUUGUGACAUCUUUUUCCAAUGCGUUUCGCCAUUUUUGUACCCCAAAUACGAAGGGAAUUCAAAAACGUAUUUGAAUUUGACAUAAAUAAGCCUUAUGUUAUCUAAGCUUGUUAUUCUUUCUCAGUUUUCUAAUGAAAUGCUUACUUCAUUUCCUCUUUA